AGUCGCUUCUCUCUUAGUUCACUUUUUCCAGACUGGUUUCACUCGUCCUCCCAUCAGACGCCAACUGAGACGCUUCUUCAGGACGAUCCUGUGGGGAAACCAUGCUCCUGAUGGGCCUUCGUCAGAUCGGUGCGUGUGUGGUGUUUUGCCUCGGCGGCGGUAUGGCCACGCCUCUACCUUUUUCCAGUUCUCUGGAGGGAAGUACAGAUGAGGAAGACCUCAGUAACUUUGCUUCCUCCCUGCCCACCAGCUACCUUUUCUCCGUGCCCCAAACCACACCUGCUGGCCCCACCCAUGUGGAAACUGACUUCCUGAGUCAGGUUGUGAACUUCCUGGAGGAGAACAUGCUCCUCAUCCUUGUGACAACCUCCUUUGUCCUCCUCAUCUUCUUUAUCAUCUGUGGGGCAAUAUUCAUGAGCCGCAGGCGAAAGGUCACCGCGUACUACCCUUCCUCCUUCCCCUCCAAAAUGUACGUGGACCACAGGGACAAAACCGGAGGUACAAAACCCUUUAAUGAAGUGCCAGAGAAACCUGCUCCCGAGCAGGAGAGUGAGCCUGUGGACUCUCACAGGCAGCUCCAGGCCGACAUCAUGAGGGCCGCCAAGAGGCUGCGGACGCCAAAUAAAUCUGUAGAUGCUGCAGAGGGAAGUGGCAGCAGUCAGAAAGCAGCAGACCACAGUCCUGGAGACAGCUCUAAGACAUGUGGCAGCGUCCUGGAUCCGCAGCUGCCAAGUUUCCCUGAGGAAAAGGAGCCAUGCGAGCUCCCCAACAUGGAAGAGGCAGCAGCAGCAGCAGGAGGCAGCACUGAGCUGAGCUGUCCUCCAGAGCAGCCUCAUCCAGAGCAGCCACAGCAACAAGGAGAUGAUCCAGAGCAGCCACAUCCAGAGAGAAAUGAUGCAGAGCAUCAACAUCCGGAGGGAAAUGAUCCAGAGCAGCCACAUCCAGAGCGAAAUGAUCCAGAGCAGCCACAUCCAGAGGGAGAUGAUCCAGAGCAGCCACAUCCAGAGGGAGAUGAUCCAGAGCCACAGCAUCAACAUGAAGAUGAUCUUGAGCAGCCUCAUGCAGGGGGAGAUCAUUCAGAGCAGCCUCAUCCAGAAGGAGAUGAUCCAGAGGGAGAUGAUCCAGAGCAGCCUUUGAUUGGCAGGAGUCUGCGGCCCUCCUCUAUGCAUAUCCACAAUGACUCUGCAACGCUUCAGCUGAUCGCAGGAGAGAAAACCGCAUUCUGACUCCUCUGAACACUAUGAACUUACUCAUUCUCCUGAGUCCACUAGGGGCAAUUUGUCCAUAAAUCCUAAAAAUGAUCUACAGAUUUGAGGUAUUUGUCCAGUGAGGGAAAGAUGAUGUGCAGCAGAGCUCACCAACGACUGGUUUUAUCAUUAUGACUUUUUACCUGCUACAAACAAUAUUUUCCUUUUACAUGUUUUUUUUUAAAAUCCUUUCAAAAUUGCUGCACAGCUAGAGAUUGUUGAGUUGGUAUGAUCUCCCUGUGUCUCUGUGGGUUUUCACCAGGUACCCCAAGUGUUAUGGUCAAUGGAUGGAUGGGGGCCACUUUAGUAAACAUGUAGUCGUAUGGUGCCCAUUAUCUGUCUUCAGCGCAUAAACAUUAAAUAGUUUAAGAACUAUAACUAUAAUUUAUGACAUAACCGCUUUUUAGAAUCGGUUUUGUUUGAUGGUGGUUGAAUGUUUUCACAGUACCUCUUUUCUAAAUCCCACCUUGACAUGUUAUAGCUUAUACACAAGCCGUGUUUAUGACAAAUGCAUUUCAUUUGUGUGAUCCACAUCCAUAACUAUUAUAUUGUGAAUUUUGCAUAAUUUACUAAAUAAGAUACCUGCAUGUGUAACGUAAAAAAACAUCUCUUAUUAUUCAGGAUGUUUCAAGUCAUUAAUUCCACUCGAAGCAAAAGAGGAUUCAGGAUUUUUUUAUUGCAGAUUUUCACAGAAGCAUUGCUAGAUACUUAUAAAUUACAGAUAAAACCAGUGGACCCUUUAAUGGUUUCUAGCAACUUCGCUUGGUGGCAUAUAUCAAAGGUGCAAGCUUAGGGUGCAGACAGGAUACAUAAUCAGCUCUUAGCCUUAAUCAAUAUCUCCAUCACACCUUUCACGACACUCCUCGCGCUCGACAAUCUUAAAAUAUUUCACAAUCUCAAAAAUAAGGCUCAACUUUGUACCAACCGCUCACAGCAGUGCUCACAUUGUGCGUUUAAGUGACAGGCUAAAAGGGUAAGAGGGCGCAGGGUUGGCCACAGACUAAGCCUGGUGUACCACUGCUACAGAGGGUUGACAAUGGUGGACUUGUUAUCAACGCAUUUGGUGUGUGCGUGUUUCAGUACUGCAGGAAGGUGAACUACAGCUUCUUCUCUCCCUGACAGCAGGAAGCAAGGGGAGGUGGGUUUAAAUGCUGGCCCUGACUGCCUCCUGCUGGUCGUCCUGCUGCUUGAGGCGAUAGUCAGCCAGAGCAGCCUUGAUGGCGUCCUCUGCCAGCACUGAAGGGGAACAGGAAAUAAAGGGUGAAUAUACACAAGUGGAGCAUUUGGUAAAAGAAGACAAUCAUGACAAGAAUCAGCCGUAGACUUACUGGAGCAGUGAAGUUUAACAGGAGGAAGACUGAGCUCUCUGGCAAUGUCAGUGUUCUUUAUUGUCAAAGCUUCAUCCACCUGAGAGAAAAAAAGAGCAAAAACCUUGCUGGUCAAUGAACAGAAGAAGAAGAAUAUAGGAAAUGGGAAACAGGAGUCAUGUCUGUUAUGUUAUCACUCACAGAUUUGCCCUUAACCCACUCGGUGGCCAGAGAGCUGGAGGCGAUGGCAGAGCCGCAGCCGAAGGUUUUGAACCUGGCAUCCACAAUCUUCCCCUGGGCAUCCACCUCAAUCUAUCGAGAUGAGAGAAUUCAUAGUUUUAAUGCAUAGUGAUCAUUUCAUUAUGAGCCAAGUAAUAACUACAUGUUUAUGUAAAUCAUAACAGGGGAAAUGAUUUAUAGCUAUGUUAAACUUAAUCAAAGACUUGAGCCAUCUACUUGGUGAAAUAAGAAUAUUUAGUCUAUCAGUGCUCUGUGUUGUUCUGCCACUUGUGAUUUGUUAUUAUAAUCCAUCUCUAAAAGCUCUUCAUGUACACAAAAGGCUGGGAUCCAUCCAUCCAUGGUACCUGGAGCUUCAUAACAUCUCCGCAGGCUGGAGCUCCCACCAAACCAGUCCCAACAUUCCUGGAGUUUUUGUCCAGCGAGCCGACGUUUCUCGGGUUCUCAUAGUGAUCCACCACCUUCAGAGGAAAGAAAGGAAUUAAUACAUCAGGGUGGGAGGCAGGAUUUUUUUUUAGAGGAAAUCAUAACACUGAAAUAAAUCCGAAGAGCCCAGACAUCAGCAGCAUCCUGGAAUGUUUUUCCCCCAUUCUGAAACAAUCACAAAAUGUCUAUAAAUCUUGUUUAUCGCUGUUAUACAACGACGCAUUUCCUCCAGAAAUAAACAGAUUAGGACUGGACGUCAUUGUCCACUACACCAA
Platichthys flesus (European flounder) is the source of this 3492-nucleotide messenger RNA. It is a transcript of the gene tmem119b, whose product is annotated as transmembrane protein 119b. Gene Ontology annotation, cellular component: plasma membrane. Lineage: Eukaryota; Metazoa; Chordata; Actinopteri; Pleuronectiformes; Pleuronectidae. The transcript is spliced from 2 exons. Gene Ontology annotation, biological process: ossification; positive regulation of osteoblast differentiation; positive regulation of osteoblast proliferation. The record is from RefSeq and is a predicted model, not a curated record. Bases 102 to 1226 code for a protein of 374 amino acids.